Messenger RNA from Penicillium mononematosum, 297 nucleotides. RefSeq lists its product as uncharacterized. The transcript is spliced from 2 exons. NCBI's taxonomy places the organism in Eukaryota, Fungi, Ascomycota, Eurotiomycetes, Eurotiales, Aspergillaceae. Bases 1 to 297 code for a protein of 98 amino acids. The record is from RefSeq and is a predicted model, not a curated record.
AUGUAUCUUGGAGUAUACCUACCCUUCCCCUUCCGUUUUAGUGCUCAGACCUUACCGCUUUUGGGGUUGCGAAAGGAGAGUACAAUCAAUAACGAUGGAGGUGGCGCCGUGGCUUCGCCGUGGCUUCGCCGUGAGAUUCACAAAUCCAAUAAGGAAAUCGAGGAUGAAGGCUAUGAGAUGAGGACCAGCACAACGACUAGCUCAGACUCGUCGCAGCUCGAAUUCCAAUCUCCUACUUAUACCCAGCAGGUCCCUGAAACGAUCCCAUAUGUCGAUGUACCGGGUUGGUCGGCUUGA